Molecule: messenger RNA, 1368 nt
Organism: Saccostrea cuccullata (small rock oyster)
Lineage: Eukaryota; Metazoa; Mollusca; Bivalvia; Ostreida; Ostreidae
Exons: 2
Coding region: 1-1368 (455 amino acids)
Molecular function (GO): zinc ion binding
Source: RefSeq, a predicted model, not a curated record
AUGGCGGCCAGUAAACUAAAACACCCACUGGGCUCUCCUCAAGAGCUUAUUGAAAUGUGUAAAACCCAUGAUUUAGCUAUUGAUAUGUUUUGUGAGGAUUGUGAUGAAUUUAUUUGUGGUAAGUGUGCAAAAACAGACCAUAGAGAUCACAAAUGGUGCACUAUACCCACGGCAGCCAGCGAAAGAAGGAGAGGUUUACUUAACUUUCUGAGGAAGAUCAAGGAGGAAGAUCUGCCUAAGAUUGAUGAGAAGAUAUUGAAGAUGUCAAAACAGAUCACACAAAAUGAGGAACUUUGUGAGACCGAGAUUAAAAAGCUUCAGAGGCACUGCGAUGAGAUAAUUACCAGGGUGUCAGAAAUGAAGAAACGAAAUGAACAUAGAUUGAGUGACAAUUUGAAGGGGAAAAAUGAAAAGCUGAAAAGUAUGAAAUCUGAAUUAAUAAAAAAGAAGAAGUCAGUUACAGAGACAGUUCAGUUCAUCAAGGAUAACAAGUGUACCAUGUCAGAUUACGGCUUGCUUGUCAAUCACAGAGAACUGACACACCUUCUCUCCGAUCUGGAUGUUGACAUCAACAAAUUUAAACAUUCAGUGAAAUACAGUCACGGAGAAAUCAAUGAAAAGGUACUGGAGAAAGUGAUAGGGAAAACUCUGAACUUAGAUGAUAUGAACUUGACUGAAACAAGCUUAUUUAAAUAUGAAGAUCAAAGAAUAUUUGUGUUGAGGACUUUGUGUGAAGAUUUGUGUUACGUAAGACAACACGAGUCACCUCAUACUGACCAACUGUCUGUCACCAUCAGGAUCUUAUCUACAGUCAUCAGUACAGAUCCACUGGAACCAGGAGGAAUCUGUCAGUCAGUUGACGGUGGACUACUAUUCACCUUGAUAGAUGAAUCAGGUGAUUAUGAAUUAGAGGCACACAGCAGACGUCUGGUGAGACACAUCACAGUGACAGGUGAUGUCAUCCAUGAGUAUGAGUACCAGGAGGACGGUCAGACUAGACUGUUUACAUUACCACUAAGAGUCAUACAGAACAGAAAUGGUGAUAUAUGUGUUGCGAACUGUACAAGUCCCACUACAGGUGAACUAGUGAUUACGUCUACCUCUGGUCACUUGAAUUCCGUCUAUCGUGGACAGAACCUGACAGGGAACUUCAUUCCUGCUGAUGUAGUGUGUGACUCACAAUGUAACAUUCUUGUUAGCGAUAGAGCUAACAAAAAUAUCCAUCUACUGAGUCCUGGCGGGGAGUUCCUGAAGUUCUUGCUGUCAGAAAACGAAGUGAACGGCCCAGCCAGAUUAUCUCUGUACAACUCUACACUGUGGGUGGGAUACUAUGAUGGACUUGUCAAAGUGUGUCAGUAUAGAUUGUAG